CCAACUCAUUCCUACUCAUUCCUACUCAAGCGUCGAUACCUGGUGGUCAUUCUCUAGUGCUGUCGUUGCUACUCUUGCUGUCAAAUCAUGAAGGACGUACGGAGGAAAGACACCAGGAAGGCGAUUCGUUACCCAACCCGUCGUCGAUACAGCGAUCCCAUCGAUCAGUCUAGUUGCAGAGUGGCAGUCGUUGGUGCCGCUGGCGUUGGCAAAUCAGCUCUAACUGUUCAGUUCAUUUGCGGCCGUUUCUUGAGCGAAUACGACCCUACCCUUGAGGACACGUACACGAAAGAUGUACCUGUGAACGGGAGGGAAAUAAAAGUCCAUGUGCUUGACACUGCUGGAAACGAUGGGGACGAGAGCCUUUCGCUUGCUCAAGAGCGUCAGCUGAGAUCAAAUGACGCUUUUAUUAUCGUGUAUUCGGAAACGGAUCGGCAGAGCUUUGAGGCGGCGAGGCACAUCCAUUCCAAUAUUGUCCGCUGUUGCACUGACAGAGGCAUUCAGAACGUUCCCAUCGCUUUGGUUGGAAACAAAACGGAUCUUCCUCAGUGUAGACAAGUCAAUGCCACGGAAGGAGAGGAAUUGGCACAAGAUCUCGGACAUCGGUGUCGGUUUUUCCGGACUUCCGCUGCUCAGAGUCAUGUAGAGAUUGACGCGGCUGUACAGUAUUUGGUGAAAGAAAGGAUUGACGCAUACUUGUGCCCCAAGAAGAGACCGGAUAAAAAGCAUGCUUGCCCGACGCGUUUGAAGAGAAGCAUCAGUUUGCAGGAAUUUGGACUAAAACGUAUACAGAAGAGUAUCUUCCGAUUCAUUCCCGGACUCUCAUAGAACAGAUAGAACAGAUUCCGUUUUGUAUAGAUUUUGUGUCUAGAUCGCUUAUAUUUUUACUGAUGUAUAUAGAGAAAUUCAGACAUAUUCACUUCA
Corticium candelabrum is the source of this 924-nucleotide messenger RNA. Its product is annotated as ras-related protein Rap-2a-like. The record is from RefSeq and is a predicted model, not a curated record. Gene Ontology annotation, molecular function: GTPase activity; GTP binding. Lineage: Eukaryota; Metazoa; Porifera; Homoscleromorpha; Homosclerophorida; Plakinidae. Bases 88 to 828 code for a protein of 246 amino acids. The transcript is spliced from 4 exons.